Molecule: messenger RNA, 1732 nt
Organism: Ectocarpus siliculosus
Lineage: Eukaryota; Phaeophyceae; Ectocarpales; Ectocarpaceae
Source: the annotation of a GenBank genome assembly
UACGCUCGCGCCGUCGUUUCCUCGUGCACAAGAACUGCUGCUAAACGCAUCCCGAUCGAUCUCGUUGCAAAUCUACAAUACCUUGUCCGGUACUCAUUGGACAUCAACAUCAUCUACGCUAACAUGAGAGGGCAGGCGAUGCAUAUGCUAGCAUCAUCGCCGGUAGUAGCCCGGGGUAUCCCGAACGGUGCAGCACCACAUGCAUCAAGGCGGAGGUUUGCUUCGCUCCUCCUCGGUACAGAAGGAAGGCACCCGAGCCAUGGCAGCAGCGGCAGCAACAGCAGCAACCGCACGGACAACAGUAACGCAGAAAGCGGUUAUGUUGCGGGCGCGAGCCCCGCAGGGAUCCCCGCGCCCUUGUGGCAUCAGAAGGGGCAGCUGCAACAGCUCACCACGGUGACCGUCACCAAUCACGAGGCACCGGCGAAAAGCAGCAGCAGCAGCAGCUCCUCUGAUUCGACCGCCGGCGCUUCCAGAGCCGCGCCGACAGCAGCAGUAGACCUUCGGAGCGACACGAUGACGAAGCCGUGCAAGAGGCUUCGGGCCGCUAUGGCCGGUGCCGAGGUCGGUGACGACGUGUUUGGAGAGGAUCCGACGGUGGUUAGGCUGGAGGAUUGCGUAGCCUACCUGCUCGGUAAAGAGAAGGGGCUCCUGGUGCCGAGCGGCACGAUGGGGAACCUGAUUGCCGUGGGCGCGCACUGCCGUCGAGGAGACGAGCUCAUCCUCGGAGACAAGUCGCACAUCUUUCAGUACGAGGGCGCGGGGGCUUCCGCCCUGAUGGGGGUCUCCUACCACACGGUCCGCAACGCCGAGGACGGGGGGCUGGAAGUCGCGGACAUACAGACUGCCGUCCGUGGCGACGACCCGCACUAUCCGAGGUCGUCCUUACUGUGUCUCGAAAACACGCAAAACUUGUGCGGGGCGCGGGCCAUCGCCGCGUCACGGAUGGCUGAGAUGUGCGCCGCUGGACGUCACGCUGGCCUCAAGGUGCACGUCGACGGCGCAAGGCUCUGGAACGCAGCUGUUUCCCUCGAGGUCCGGCCGUCGGAGCUGGUUUCCGACGCGGACAGCGUGUCGGUCUGCCUGAGCAAGGGGCUAGGGGCACCGGUGGGGAGUGUCCUCGUGGGCUCAGAGCAGUUCAUCUACGAGGCACGUCGCUUGAGAAAGUCUCUGGGCGGGGGCAUGCGCCAGUCGGGAGUCAUAGCCGCGGCGGGUCUAGAGGCGGUCGUCAACAACUAUGUUCGGCUGUCGGAGGACCAUGACAACGCCGCGGCCUUGGCCAGCGGGCUUGGCGCUUUGCGUGGGAUUAGUGCCGAGCGUUCUCCAGGAGACACGAACGCGGUGUACUUUCAGGUGACUGGCAUGGAUGCGCAGGCGUUCGUGGACGCCCUCGAGCGGGAUCAUGGAGUCUUGAUGGGCUCGGGGUACUUCGGGGGAAGCACGAUACGGGCCAUGACGCAUCUCGACGUAAACAGGGAGGGCGUCGAACGCGCGAUCGAGGCUUCGCGAGCAGUGCUUGCAGAGGCGCCAGCAAGCUGAAAAUUCUUGGGGUUCGCCGCCGAUUCUGUGUGCAUCUAUCUAUUAUUCAAAUCUCGUCAGACGUGAGAAAGCACCUUUUUUUGCGACGAGUUCUGUGUAUUACGGAGGCACUAGGGCAUAUUUCGUCUACGUCGUAGAGAGGGUGUCGGGGCUCGAAGGAGACAAGCCGCAAGGCAUAAUGCCGUCUGUUUCC